AUGUCAAGUAACCGUCCUAGGAAUUUCCGGCGGCGCGGGGACGACGGCGGCGACGAAGAUGCGACCGCCGCGGCUAAACCGUCUGCGGCUCCUUCCUCGUCGAAACCUAAAAAACUCCCAGCCUCGGACCCGAAGAAGAAACUCCUCAGCUUCGCCGAUGACGAGGACGAAGAAGAUGCACCUCCCCGUGUGACGGUAAAGCCCAAGAACGGUAGAGACCGAAGCAGAUCUUCUUCGCGUCUCGGCGUUUCGGGAUCUUCUCACAGAUUGAACUCUUCCACCAAGGAACAGCGUCCCUCCUCUUCUUCAUCCACCAUGACUCCGCUUUCUAACGUGCUUCCUCAGGCCGGCUCUUAUACGAAAGAAGCGCUGCUAGAGCUCCAAAAGAACACACGGACGCUUCCGUACUCUCGCCCCAGUGCAAACGCCGAGCCGAAGGUAGUGCUUAAGGGUUUAAUCAAACCUCCGCAGGAGCGGGAGCAGCAGAGUCUCAAGGAUGUGGUCAAACAGGUUUCGGAUUUGGACUUCGAUGAGGAAGGGGAAGAUGAUCGGCCUGAAGAUGCGAUUUCCGAUCAAGCGGCGAUUAUUAGAGCCAAUAAGGAGAAGAUGAGGCAGCCGCGUUCAGCACCGGCACCUGAUUUCAUAUCACUGGAUGGUAGUGCCGCUUAUCACUCUGCUGUUGAAGGGGUUAGCGAUGAGGAUGCAGACUUUCAGGGAAGUUUUGUCACUCACAAAAGUAAUGGGAAGGCUGUGUUUAAUUUCGUCGAUGAAACUCCUACAGCUAAAGAGUCCACUACAACUAGUUUGUAUGAGUAUGAGGAUGAGGAUGAAGAAGAGAAGUUGUGGGAGGAGGAGCAGUUCAAGAAGGGUAUUGGUAAAAGAAUCGAUGAAGGGUCUCAUAGGACUGUAAGUAGUAAUGGAAUCGGCGUGCCUUUGCAUCCGCAACAAAAGCCACUACCACAACAGCAGCCGCAGAUGUAUGCUUAUCAUGCCGGUAUACCACAUGUUUCUGCGCCCCCUACCAUUGGUCCAGCCGGUAGUGUUGAUGCAUUACCAAUGUCACAACAAGCCGAGCUUGCCAAAAAAGCAUUGCAAGACAAUAUUAAGAGGCUUAAGGAAUCUCAUGCAAAGACCUUGUCCUCGCUUACCAAGACAGAUGAGAAUUUGACUGCCUCGUUGAUGAGUAUCACAGCUCUUGAAAGUUCGCUGGCUGCAGCUGGAGACAAGUAUGUCUUCAUGCAAAAACUCAGAGACUUCAUUUCUGUUAUCUGCGACUUCAUGCAGGAAAAGGGUUCCUUAAUUGAGGAAAUUGAAGAUCAGAUGAAGGAACUUAAUGAAAAACAUGCUUCAGCUAUCCUAGAAAGGAGAAUUGCAGAUAAUAAUGAUGAAAUGGUAGAGCUAGGGGCCGCUGUGAAAGCAGCACGGGCAGUUCUUAACAAACAAGGAAGCAGUACUUCAGUGAUUGCUGCUGCCACAAGUGCCGCGGUGGCUGCCUCUGCUUCUAUAAGACAGCAGACACAACCAGUUAAGCUUGAUGAAUUGGGCAGAGACGAGAACCUGCAGAAGCGCAGGCAAGCGGAGCAGAGGGCUGCAGCACGCCAGAAAAGGCGAGCUCGAUUUGAAAAUAAGCGUGCAUCAGCCAUGGAGGUUGAUGGAUCUUAUCUGAAAAUAGAAGGAGAAUCAAGCACUGAUGAGAGUGAUAGCGAGUCUUCGGCAUAUAAGGAUCUCAGAGAUAAAUUACUUCAGUGUGCUGAUAAGGUCUUCAGUGAUGCAUCUGAAGACUAUUCCCAGCUUUCAAGGGUGAAGGCGAGAUUCGAGAGGUGGAAGCGAGACUAUUCAUCUACUUAUCGAGAUGCUUACAUGUCUUUGACCGUUCCUUCCAUCUUUUCACCUUAUGUAAGAUUGGAGCUUUUGAAAUGGGAUCCUCUUCAUCAACAUGUGGAUUUCUUUGACAUGAAAUGGCAUGACUUGUUAUUUGAUUAUGGGAAGCCAGAAGACGGGGAUGAUUUUGCACCAGAUGAUACUGAUGCCAACCUAGUCCCUGAGCUAGUCGAAAAGGUUGCGAUUCCUAUUUUGCACCAUCAGAUAGUUCGUUGUUGGGAUAUACUUAGCACCCGGGAGACGCUAAAUGCAGUUGCUGCUACAAGCUUGGUGACAAAUUACGUUUCUGCUUCAAGCGAGGCCCUAGCAGAGCUAUUUGCUGCUAUUCGUUCUCGUCUUGUUGAAGCCAUCGCAGCUAUUACGGUUCCGACAUGGGAUCCUCUGGUAUUGAAAGCCGUACCUAAUACUCCACAAGUAGCAGCAUAUAGGUUUGGGACUUCAGUCCGUCUUAUGAGAAAUAUAUGCAUGUGGAAAGACAUCCUGGCGCUUCCUGUGUUGGAGAAGUUGGCUCUGAGUGACCUUUUGUUUGGAAAAGUCCUACCUCAUGUGAGAAGCAUUGCGUCAAAUAUCCAUGAUGCUGUCACACGAACUGAGAAGAUCGUUGCUUCUUUGUCUGGAGUAUGGACAGGACAAAGCGUCACAAGAACCCACAGUCGGCCGUUGCAACCUCUUGUGGAUUGUAUUCUAACACUUAAAGGGAUUCUCGAGAAAAGGCUUGCCUCGGGAUUGGACGAUGCGGAAACCACUGGUCUUGCCCGCCGGUUAAAGAGAAUACUGGUUGACCUCCACGAACACGACCACGCCAGGGAAAUUGUCAGAACAUUCAAUCUCAAGGAGGCAGUUUGA
Thlaspi arvense is the source of this 2727-nucleotide messenger RNA. Lineage: Eukaryota; Viridiplantae; Streptophyta; Magnoliopsida; Brassicales; Brassicaceae. The record is from the annotation of a GenBank genome assembly.